Messenger RNA from Cucurbita pepo subsp. pepo (vegetable marrow), 2553 nucleotides. The record is from RefSeq and is a predicted model, not a curated record. Lineage: Eukaryota; Viridiplantae; Streptophyta; Magnoliopsida; Cucurbitales; Cucurbitaceae.
AUGUAUGUUAUUUGUUUCCUAGGCUUCAUUAGUUUAGCUUGUGGAACACCAGAAGGUACGAGAUUUACAGACUCGUUGAGUAACGUUAGCUAUGUUUCUGAUGCACCCUAUAUAAAGAGCGGUGUAAGUGGAAGCAUACGUGCAACAAUUGGACGUGGAGGUCCUUAUCCAAGGCACAUGAAGAUGCUCAGAAGCUUCCCUCAGGGAGUUAGGAGCUGUUACAAUGUAAGCAUUGUUAAGGGUAUUAAGUAUUUGAUUCGAGCGAGUUUCUUGUACGAGAAUUACGACGGCCUGAACGUUCCACCGGCGUUCGAUAUCUACAUUGGGAAUAGCUUUUGGGAGACUGUAGACUUCACUGACAUACACAUGGAACAUUUCAUAGAUCUCAUACAUAUUACCUCUUCAAAGGAUGUGCACAUUUGUUUGAUCAAUACAGGGAAUGGAGUGCCAAUUAUUUCAUCUUUAGAAUUUAGACCUUUACUCAACAUCACUUAUCAAACCGUGUCGGGAUCCUUAUCGCUCGAUUCUCGAUUAGACUUCGGUCCAAAAGAUUAUCAAGAAUACAGAUACCCUUAUGAUGCUUACGAUCGCAUUUGGUCGUCAUUUAACUACUAUGGUGACGAAUCAGUAACAACCAAUCUUUCAGUAGGUAUGAUUGAGCAGAACAAUUAUCAAGUGCCAUCCAUUGUGAUGAAAACUGCUUCCAUUUUAAAGGAUAUUUCGUGGAAUACGAGGAAUUUGUCUCAAUAUUAUGUAUUUAUGCACUUUUCCGAGGUUCUUGAGCUUCAACCCAACCAAAGUAGAGUGUUCAAUAUCACCCUCAAUGGGAACUUUUUUUAUGGACCUCUAACUCCAAGUUACUUGACCACUCUAACUGUUUCCAAUGAAGAUCCAUUGGAUGCAACAGAUGAGCUUGCAUUUUCUUUGAUUUCGACCGAGAAUGCGACGCUUCCUCCCAUCAUCAAUGCUCUCGAGAUAUAUUACGUGAAAGACGUGAUCGAGUUGGAAGCAAAUCAAGAAGAUGUAAGUGCCAUUACCAAUAUCAAGUUAAGUUAUGGGAUAAAGAGGGAUUGGCAAGGAAAUCCAUGUGUGCCAAUGGAAUACCCUUGGAGUGGAUUGCGUUGUAGCAAUGCAACUGAUCCAAGAAUCAUAUCCUUGAAUUUAUCAGCAAGUGGAUUGAGAGGUGAAAUAUCUUCUUACAUACCAAAUCUAACGAGGUUGCAAACACUGGACUUGUCCCACAAUGAAUUGAGUGGAGAACUGCCAGAGUUCUUAACAAAUAUGCCAAAUUUAAGAGUUCUCAUUUUAACCAGAAACAAGCUCACAGGCUCAGUUCCUGAAGUUCUCUUGCAAAGGGCUGAAGCUAAAUCACUUGCAUUAAGUGUUGGUGAAAAUCCAGAUCUUUGUACAUCACUUAAAUGUGAUAACAAGAGGAAGAACAACAAGAGGAAGAACAACAAGAGGAACAAUUACUUUCUUCUUCUUCUAGCUCUGCCCCUAUCUAUCAUAAUGGUUACUCUAGUAAUCUACAAAAGAAGGAGACAAAGAGAGCAGCUCAAAAGAUCAAUCCAGAAAAGGUUGCUUAGUUCAAAGAACCAACAAGUUGGUUACUCUGAGAUACUGGUUAUAACAGAUAACUUGAAAACAGCUAUAGGAGAAGGAGGUUUUGGAAAAGUAUAUUUGGGUGUACUGAGUGAUAAAAUUCAAGUGGCCAUUAAGUUGCUAUCUGCAUCAUCACGACAAGGCUCAAAUGAGUUCAAAGCAGAGGCUCAAAUAUUAGCCAUUGUUCAUCAUAGAAAUCUGGUUUCUCUCGUUGGUUACUGUGAUGAGGCUGAGAAUAAGGCGCUCAUUUAUGAAUUUAUGGCUAAUGGAAAUCUACGCAAAAAUCUAUCUGAUUCAACAACAAAGGUCUUGAGUUGGAUGCAAAGACUCCAAAUUGCACUUGAUGCAGCUCAAGGGCUGGAAUAUUUGCACAAUUGUUGCAAGCCGCCUAUCAUUCACAGAGAUUUGAAGACUUCAAACAUCUUAUUGAAUGAAAAAAUGCAGGCUAAGAUAUCAGAUUUUGGACUGUCCAGGAUAUUUGCAAAUGAAAAUGAUACUCAUUUGGCCACAUGUCCUGCCGGCACCUUUGGAUAUGUCGACCCGACGAUCCAUUUGUCUGGAAACUUCACCAAGAAAAGCGAUGUGUAUAGUUUCGGGAUCGUGUUAUUCGAGUUGAUCACAGGGCAACCUGUGAUAAUCAGUAGUUCUGAAAACAACAUCCACAUAGUGGAUUGGGCAAUGCCUCUGAUUUCAGAAGGAAGGCAUGAAAGCAUUGUGGAUCAAAGAUUAGAAGGCCCCAUAGAAAGUUGUUCAGCUAGAAAAUUUAUGGAGCUGGCUUUGUCUUGCACACACCCAACUUCAACACAAAGGCCUGAAAUGAGCGAUGUGGUGAAACAACUGAUUGAGUGUCAAGAAAUGGCUCAGAACAGACCACCUGCACAUACGCCACUUAACAAUGAACAUUUUUCUUAUACUUCAAUUGGCUCUGAUUCAAUUUUAAGUCCCAGGUAG